UUAUUUGAAACUACAGGAGAGUUGUAGAUCAAUAUAAUUCAAUGUAUUACUUAUUUACUGUUUGUUACUGCGCCAGUAACGAGAUAACGAUGCCAAUUAUAUAUGGCAGCAUUAUCUAGCUGAAUCUAAAUUUGGCGAUACUAUAGUCAGGUAGACUGGCCAAUCAUUUAAACUUCGUAGGAUUGUUUGUGGCUAGUUCCAUAUGAGUUUACUCGUUGUUUUAAUUAUUUAAAUGAUUAUUGUUCACUUUCUCCGACUCGUACACGUUAAAUUUGUUUGCAACUUUGAACGUGCGUUCAUCGGCAUGUUAUAAAUCGAAACGUGUAACUUAAAAGUUCUAUGUCUAAUCAAAUGGUUUGUGAUCCCCUGAUGAUUAACUCGAACAACUUCUGUUCUCGAUAUGGUAGCUAACGAAAUUUCACGGGCAGCAUAAUUGUGACGGAACAAAAACUGACGGAACAUUUUGACAAAGUAUUAUAGAUAUUUGAUGCUUUUUUUGUUGUUGAUGAUUUUAGAUAACCCUAUAACAGACACUACUGUCCCAGCCACGACUUGGGUUGACGCGGAGGAACUGUCUGCUCCAAUCAUAAGCUAGUAGGGCGAGGCUGACCCACUUGCCGGAAGUGCGCUGGUUUGUUUUUCAGAUAGCUACUGCUAAUUUUCUAGCUAGUACACAUCAGAAGAUGUUCGUGAACAUGUAAUUGUAUGUUUCGCUGAGUGGAAAUUCCAGUUAAUCGAUACAGCGGUAAGGUAGACACAUGGAUGGUCUUUGGCUUGUAGAUUUCAGGCAGUAAAGAUGGGGUCUCGCGGCGUGUUCUCGCGCGGAUCCCUGGGAUGGAGUGGAUUUGGGAACAUCAGCUGUCCAAACGGGUCACAGUGGGUGAUGGACGGACUCCGGGAGUGUGCGCAGGACGCCCGCGACAUGGCCAGUGUUAUUAUGGGCCUGGUAUCGAUCCUCUGCUUCAUGGUGUCUUCAAUGCCGCAAUACUACAGCUCCUGUCGUAGUGGGAACAUGGACAGAGCUCUGUCUAUUUGGUUCCUCCUCCUUUGGCUGGGAGGUGACUCCUGCAACUUUGUGGGCUCCUUCUUAGCUGACCAACUGCCACUGCAGAUUUAUACUGCUAUUUACUAUGUUCUGGCUGACCUACUGAUGCUGGGAAUGUACUCAUACUACGUUGUUAAGAAUAGGAGGUUUAACAGCAGCACUGUGGUGAAUGCCGUGGGUUUGGUCUAUCUGGCCGGGGCCGCCACCUCGCUCGCUGCUCUUCCUAAGGCCGGGCCUCAGGUUGACGUCAUGGAUCAGAAGUUCAAUGGUCGGGCUUUGCUGUCUGUUCUCGAAGAUGACGGCUCGCCAGAGAACUUCACGACCAAGGAAAUUAUCGGCUUCACGAUCGGCUCCGUGUCCUCCCUGCUCUACCUCUGCUCCAGACUGCCGCAGAUCUACACUAACUAUGUCAGGAAGUCAACGGAGGGUCUGUCCUACUUCCUGUUUGCCCUGGUGAUCCUUGGCAACUCCCUGUAUGGCCUGAGCGUGCUGCUGAAGAACCCGGAGUACGGCCAGCCCGAGGGGAACUACGUCCUCCACCACCUGCCCUGGCUCAUCGGGAGCCUGGGGACCCUCACCCUGGAUCUUGUGAUCUCCAUGCAGUUCCUGAGAUAUCGCAAACCUUCCCAGGAGUACGGCAUUCUGGACGAGGCCACCGCCCUGCUGGGUGCCUGAGGAACUGCAACCCGAUGUGCUUCACCACAGAUCUGCAGAUCACUGCGGCAGACGGGACCCUGUCCUGGCCAAAUGCGUACGCUCGAGGUGGAAACACGCACACAACUGGUCUCUACUACAGAUUCCCAUCUCUCCAGAGAAAUCAUAAGGACUGGUAUUCUUUUUUUCUUUUUUUUAAAAUAUUGUUUUAAUUUAUUUAUUUUAUUUUUCUUUUAAUUUUUUUUACCUUUGUUGGACAAAUUGAAUUUGAUAAAUAUACAGCAUUACAGACUGCGAGAGAUGUUUUGCUUGGACUGCACAGAACCGUAAUGAAGUAUUCUUAGCCUCUUGUGUUUAAAAGGGAGUCAUUCACAUUUAUUUUCCAAAUUAUGAAUUGGCAAUAUCAAAGGGAACAACAAUGCUUGAGUGAUAAUAUUGGCUGCAACACUACAGACUGUAGUUUGAGGCGGAUAUGAGUAUUGUAUUUUUCAUGUUUUUCUGAAUCCAUUCAUGUGAAGUUUAUUUUUAUUUUUAUGCUUAGCCCCUUAUGGGUGGAUGUGACCAGCACGUUGCAGUUCCCUUAGCAGACAGAUGUGACCUGCACCUUACGUCUCCCUUAACGGGCAGAUGCGAAGCCAGCGUUGUAUUUGAUAAUGUGACCCUUUGCAAGACACACGACCGUUGAAAUGCAUUGUGAUUCCUGGGUCUUUCUAUGGGGUUUUCCAUAGUGUGUCUCAGUCCAGAAUGGGUUUAGUCAAACCAUUGUCUUGGGUAUUUCAACAGGGGCUACACAUGCUGCCUGAUAUAUUGUAGCUGUAACUUUCAUUGUUGUCAUAAUGAUUGUUGUUGUACGUAUCGGUCGGUAUGUGGAAUUUUUAGACAUAUUUAAAAUUUUACAGCAGUAAUGUCAAAUGUCAAAACAAUUUUGUACACAAAAUUAUUUAACUUCAUGGAUUUUCCUCAAAUUAUUUGAAAUUCUUUGUUGAAUUCCCUUUUGGCUUCAGUUGAUUUUUUUUG
Molecule: messenger RNA, 2716 nt
Organism: Conger conger (European conger)
Lineage: Eukaryota; Metazoa; Chordata; Actinopteri; Anguilliformes; Congridae
Gene: slc66a1
Product: solute carrier family 66 member 1
Exons: 8
Coding region: 797-1720 (307 amino acids)
Source: RefSeq, a predicted model, not a curated record